Molecule: messenger RNA, 2694 nt
Organism: Penaeus monodon (black tiger shrimp)
Lineage: Eukaryota; Metazoa; Arthropoda; Malacostraca; Decapoda; Penaeidae
Product: cilia- and flagella-associated protein 251-like
Exons: 3
Coding region: 70-2190 (706 amino acids)
Source: RefSeq, a predicted model, not a curated record
CUCGCAAUGAAGAUAACAGCGAGGAUGGCUUCAGGUGGAGGGCAGUGAACAGUGAGCCUCGAGUACGAGAUGAAGCUCAUUGCUCCCUUGCAGUGCGGCCUCCUCUUCCUCCUCCUGCUGAACGGCGCUGUGGGGAACUCUGGCGCAGUUGAAGAAUGCCAUGUUUCCGAGCUGGGAGAUCCAACGAUCGACUCCUUCACCGUCGCCAAAGCUCUCGACACCUUUUUAGAACUAAAGUGCCCCAAGGAAAACUGGAAGAACUUUUCCCUUGUUUUCAAUGCCAAAGACAACUCCAUGGCAGGCUACAUGACCUUCCAACGAGCGGAAGGGGGUGGCGACGUCACGCUCCGGUUUCCCGGCGUCGAAGCCCCUCGGUUUCAAGAAACUCUAUCGCGCGACCUGCCUUUGAGCAACUGGACGCGCUUUGACGUGUCUAUGAAUAGCACCGUCCUCCUGGUGCAGACUGGCCACAUGAUUUUUAAAUUCGACGAUGAGAAAAUUCGGAGUUUCAAACACGUGUUUGUUCAUGUUGACAAGGAUCGUUACAUGAAUGUGAGAUUCGACUGUGUCAAAGAUACGUCUGCUAAUGAGGUCAAGUCUACCUUCAAAGAAAGCCCCAGCGUUGCCCCACGGACCACGGACCCGCCUUCUAGCGGGACCAACGGCGGCACUGUGGCUGCUGUUAUCAUCAUCCUUUUGGUCGUUUUGGUGGCCUGCCUUGGCGUGUGGUGGUGGUGGAGGAAGCGAAAGGAGGAGAACACAUCUUCCUACAAUGUACAAGACGUCGAGAAGGCCAUGCUUGAGGCGGGGGAGGCGAAAGGCAUCGCAGAGAGUGUGCCCCUUAUGGCCUCGACGUCGGAAGGGGCUGCGGGGGGGGAACCGAAGGGAAAUUUUCUAACGCAGGGUCUGGGAAAAUUGGCCAGGUUGCGGAAGGCGGUGGAGAACAGAGUCAGAGGACGGGAGGAAGAUACUCCCAAGGAGGAAGGAGAUGCGCAGAAACUGUGUCCAAAAGAGGGUGAGAGGGAAGGUGAUGGCGAGAGGGGGGAGAAUAUCACUAAAUGCCAGGUUGGAAGCAAACAAGAAGAAGCAGAGGAAGGACGUGGAGACGAAAGGCAAAUACUAGAGAACGAACAGGGAGAGGAGGUGAAGGAAGACACAGGAAGAGGCGAGGUAAAAAAUGGUUCUGAACAUGAGGAAAGGGAAGAGAGAGAAACUGACUAUAAAAAAAAAAUAGGAGAAAGCAAAUACGAAGAAACCAAAUACAAAGAACUGAUGAAAGAAAAGGAAGACAUAGGCGAUGAACAAAUAGACAGCAAAGAAAAUGAAGACUAUAGAGAAAUAGAAAUGAAAAAAGAAGAUAAAAAAGAGAGAGUAGGAAUUGAGGAGGGAGGAUUAAGCGAGGAAGAAAAGGAGAACGAAAAAAAAGAAAAAAGAAGAGACACAGAAGGUAAAGAUAAAGAGAAAGACGAAGAAGAAGAACAAAGAAAAACAAAAAACGAGGAAAAAGAGGAAGAGGCAGAUGAAAGAGCAGGGAAAGAACAAGAUGAAGAGCAGGAUCAAUACGAAAAUGAAGAAGAAAGAAAAUACAUAGGAGGAGAAAAUCAAGAAAAUGAAGAAGGAGAAGACGACGAAGAACAAAAGAAAACAAGAAACAAGGAAGAAGACUCAGAGGAAGAAGCAGAAGAGAAACAAGACGAGGAGGAGGAGGAGGAGGAAGAGGAGGGUGAAGUUGGACUAGGCAUAGGCGGAGCAGAAGGAGAAGAAAUACAAUGGAGAAACCCCGGACAGGACGCACUCGACCCGGACGGCCUCUCGGAAGAGCCUCGGGACCUGGACGGCCUCUCGGAAGGGCCUCGGGACCUGGACGGCCUCUCGGAAGAGCCUCGGGACCCGGACGGCCUCUCGGAAGAAGAGCUCCGGGACAUUGACAUGAAUCUCCGGCUGCUGGCGGUUCAGAGCAGGAUCCUGUCUGUGAUCGACGAGAUGCCGGAAGGGAAGAGGAUAAGCCAAUACGAACGAGAAGAGAGAAGGAAAAGAAGCGAAGAGGCGAGCGAAGGAACGUCGGGAAUGAGAGAGACAGGAGAAGGAAGCGUUGGGAAGGGAAAAGAGGAGGGAGGCGAAGAAGGCGUCGAGAAGGGAAGGAGGGAGGAGGAGGAAGAAGAAGAGGAGGAUAACAAGGAUGUGGAAUAAGCGGAGAAUGUAUGAUAAACUAACGGACAGGGAGGAAUGAAGCGAAGCACAAGGAAAAAAUUCGAAAGAAAGAAGGAAAAUGCGGAUAGAAAUAGAAAUAAAAGACACAGAGGAAAAAUAUGGCGAAGAUGAAUAACAGAAAACAAUAGGAAACAAUAACAAUAGGCUGAAGAAAAGAUCAUGUGAACAUAAAAAACGAAAAAUGAUGAAACAUGGAAUAGAGAUAUAUGAGAAUUAAGGGAAGUGGCGUAAAAAAUAAUAAUUUGCUUAUAUUUGUACAAAAAUAUCAGUUCUUUUUGUCCGGAUGUUAAUGGAAUCAGUGAUUUAAUGGUGAUUUACAUACCGUUGCCUUUAGUAAAUGUAUGUACAUUAUAGUUUGCGAUAUAUAUUUUUGUGAUAUAGAACGCGGUACUCAAUUAUACUCAUGAUUUCACCAUCAUUUCUUUUAUCAUUCUCUCUCUCUCUCUCUAUCUAUCUAUCUAUCUAUCUAUCUAUUUAUCUCUC